CUAAUGAAUCUUUUAGUAGCAGAGGUGUAACCUGGAUAGAAGCUAAAUCCUUAUUCUCGAGCUCUAUCCAAAUUAUUCGGCCAUGGCUGCUGCCACUAAUUUUGGAACAACGUGGUGUUUAAGAAGAGUAGUAACUCAUGCCUUUCAUUCUCAUAAUCUCCGCAACAAUGUCUCUUUUCAAACGAACCUUACCUUCCUUUCCACUUCUUCAGCUUCAACUGUAAGCCAGAGUGUACAAGCUUCAAGAGGAGAAGCUGAUGUAUUGCUCAACGGAGUUGGGGAAAAAAGUGUAGCAAAUGAAGUGAAGCAUGUUCUUGAGAUGGCUAGACGAGCAUCAUUAAAACGAGAGAUUCUCCAUACAAAUUUUCUAACUCCUCCAGUGCUAAAGGAAUCUAUGCAAGUAUUGGAAAAAUUAGCAGAUAUUAAAGCAAUUGCUCAAGGAGGUUAUCCGCAGGCUGAACGGUGCCGGAUUUCUGUUGGACAUCCAGAUGAACUGACAAGUGAUCCAGAUAUUAUUUCGGCAUCGAGCAUUACAGGGAACUUCCAGUUUGAACCUUGCUCUCAUGGUGACUUCCUCGGCUCAAUUCUUGGUACAGGAAUUUCCAGGGAAAAACUUGGAGAUAUUAUAUUGCAGGGAGAACAAGGUGCUCAGAUAAUUGUUGUACCAGAACUUGUUGAAUUUCUUAUGUCAGCACUGGAUAAGGUUCGUAAUGUUUCUGUAACUUGCACCAAGAUACCAUUAAUUUCUCUUGAUUAUGAACCGCCAAGAACAAAGUCAUUCAAAACUGUAGAAGCAUCACUAAGAGUUGAUGCAGUAGCUAGUGCAGGAUUUAAAGUUUCACGUUCAAAGCUAGUUGACAUGAUCAGCAAUGGCGAUGUACGUAUCAAUUGGAUACCUGUUACUACCAAAGGAACCACAAUCAAGAGUGGCGAUAUUGUAUCAGUUAGUGGAUUGGGAAGAUUAAAGAUUGGAGAAGUAAACACCACAAAGAAAGGAAAGUUUGCAGUGGAACUCAUCAGAUAUUUGUAGAAGUAGUUUUUCAUUGCUGGAGCUAGCGAAGGGUUUUUGUGGACCAGCACAACUCAUGAUCUACCGUAGAUAAGUGCUUAAAAAUCAUCUGAAACUCUAACGAUGGUCAGCAACACUCCUCAGAAGUAGAAGCUCACAGUUCUCCUCGUCCUUAUGGUUGAGAGGGUGACUUGAUUGAUGUCGGUUUGACGAGUUUGGUUUUGAGAGACACAUAUUUCUUUUCCCUUGUUCUUAUCUUACAUGCAUCAAUCAAGUCACUUUCUCAAUCUUAAAAAUGAGGAGGACUAUGAACUUCUAUUUCUUAAAAACAGAGUUUGUGGUCGUUGAAAUUUUGAACAGUUUUCAAGUAUUAGUCCACAUUAGACUAUUGCUAGAGCUACCAUUUGUUGUAGGUAUUCAAUUCUAAUAACAUAAGCUACACGUUCUAUUUUUUGGAGGCAAUCUCUGCUUAGCCUCAUAUAAAACUGCAGAGAAAAAAAUGUAUAGGAAACUUUCAUCUUCUUUUAUUAUUGUAAAUGUUAAUUAACUUUCUCA
Cicer arietinum (chickpea) is the source of this 1564-nucleotide messenger RNA. RefSeq lists its product as uncharacterized. NCBI's taxonomy places the organism in Eukaryota, Viridiplantae, Streptophyta, Magnoliopsida, Fabales, Fabaceae. Gene Ontology annotation, molecular function: RNA binding. The record is from RefSeq and is a predicted model, not a curated record.